AUUAAUUACUUAAAAGUUAAUAAUUUGAUCUACAAAUGGACACCGGAAUGGCCAUUACCUUCAUCUUCUUCCUCGCCGGAGCAGCACUCCUCAGCUCUCCGUCCUCCGCCGCGGCCGCCGGCGCCGACGAGAAGGACUGCGCGGAGCAGAUGACGACGCUGGCGGCGUGCAUCCCGUUCGUGAGCGGCAGCGCGAAACAGCCGACGAAGGAGUGCUGCGACGACACCAACAAGGUCAAAACCGCCAUGCCGAAAUGCCUCUGCGUCCUAAUCAAGGACAGCACCGACCCCUCCGUCGGACUCCCCAUUAACACCACCUUGGCGCUGCAGAUGCCCGCCGCCUGCAACAUCGACGCCAGAGUUUCCGAUUGCCCCUCGUUGCUGAAUCUUCCGGCGGAUUCGCCGGAGGCCAAGAUUUUUAAGGUGGCCAGUUCGGGGGAUUCGAAUGCGGUGUCUCCGGCGACGCCGAAGCCGGCGACUGCGGCGGCGACGGGUUCGGAGAGCGGUAAGAGUGCGAGUGCGAGUGCGGCUAGUGGCGGGAGGGAGACGGCGGCGGUUGGUGGCGCCUUGGUGGUGACGGGAUUGGCGCUGGCUGUGGCGUUUGUUUGAAAUUGUAAUAACGCUUUUUGGGUUUUUGGAAUAAAGUGGAGUUAUUUACAUAAAAUGUGAAGUGUUGCAUUCAAAAGUUUUUGUUGUCUACGUUCCAUGCCAAAGAAAAAAUGGUUGUACAAUCAAUCACUUUGAUGUAGAUUGACUGUAAACACUUUCAAAUUCUCCCUACUCUAAUCAUCAAAACUUUAUUUGUACGAUGGAGAUUAAAAGACAAAUUAUUGUCUCAAAUUAUUUGAACACCAUUAUGCUAUGAAAAGUUCAUAGAAAA
Andrographis paniculata is the source of this 879-nucleotide messenger RNA. Its product is annotated as non-specific lipid transfer protein GPI-anchored 13-like. Lineage: Eukaryota; Viridiplantae; Streptophyta; Magnoliopsida; Lamiales; Acanthaceae. The record is from RefSeq and is a predicted model, not a curated record. Bases 36 to 608 code for a protein of 190 amino acids. The transcript has 2 exons.